GAAGUCGGGGUGGAACGUGGGCGCGGGGAGACAGGUGGUGGCUCCGACAGCAAGGGGAGCUGAGCCGUGUCUGCGCAGCCACGCCAGGCCGGGAGGACCAUGUGAAUGGGCCGGGGGCCUCUCAGGCUGGGCAGGGACCAUGGGCUGUAGCUGCAGCUCAAACCCUGAAGAUGACUGGAUGGAAAACAUCGAUGUGUGCGAGAACUGCCAUUAUCCCAUAGUCCCCCUGGACGGCAAGGCCACGCUUCUCUUGCGGAAUGGCUCUGAGGUACGGGAUCCACUGGUCACCUACGAGGGCUCCAACCCACCAGCCUCUCCGCUGCAAGACAACCUGGUUAUCGCCCUGCACAGCUACGAGCCCUCGCACGACGGAGACCUGGGCUUUGAGAAGGGCGAGCAGCUCCGCAUCCUGGAGCAGAACGGCGAGUGGUGGAAGGCCCAGUCCCUGACCACGGGCCAGGAAGGUUUCAUCCCCUUCAACUUCGUGGCCAAAGCGAAUAGCCUGGAACCUGAACCCUGGUUCUUCAAGAACCUGAGCCGCAAGGACGCAGAGCGACAGCUCCUGGCGCCGGGAAACACGCACGGCUCGUUCCUGAUCCGAGAGAGCGAGAGCACCGCGGGAUCGUUUUCGCUGUCGGUCCGGGAUUUCGACCAAAACCAGGGAGAGGUGGUGAAACAUUACAAAAUCCGUAACCUGGACAAUGGCGGCUUCUACAUCUCCCCUCGCAUCACUUUUCCCGGCCUGCACGAACUGGUCCGCCAUUACACCAAUGCUUCUGAUGGUCUCUGCACGAGGUUGAGCCGCCCCUGCCAGACCCAGAAGCCCCAGAAGCCGUGGUGGGAGGACGAGUGGGAGGUUCCCAGGGAGACGCUGAAGCUGGUGGAGCGGCUGGGGGCCGGCCAGUUCGGGGAAGUGUGGAUGGGGUACUACAACGGACACACGAAGGUGGCUGUGAAGAGCCUGAAGCAGGGCAGCAUGUCCCCCGACGCCUUCCUGGCGGAGGCCAACCUCAUGAAGCAGCUGCAGCACCAGCGGCUAGUCCGGCUCUACGCGGUGGUCACGCAGGAGCCCAUCUACAUCAUCACCGAGUACAUGGAGAACGGGAGCCUGGUGGAUUUUCUCAAAACCCCCCCGGGCAUCAAGUUGACCAUCAACAAACUCUUGGACAUGGCAGCCCAAAUUGCAGAGGGCAUGGCAUUCAUCGAAGAGCGCAAUUACAUCCACCGUGACCUGCGGGCUGCCAACAUCCUGGUGUCUGACACCCUGAGCUGCAAGAUUGCAGACUUUGGCUUAGCACGCCUCAUCGAGGACAAUGAGUACACAGCCAGGGAGGGGGCCAAAUUUCCCAUUAAGUGGACAGCGCCAGAAGCCAUUAACUAUGGGACGUUCACUAUCAAGUCGGACGUGUGGUCUUUCGGGAUCCUGCUGACGGAGAUCGUUACCCACGGCCGCAUCCCUUACCCAGGGAUGACCAAUCCUGAGGUAAUUCAGAACCUGGAGCGAGGCUACCGCAUGGUACAACCUGACAAUUGUCCAGAGGAACUGUACCAGCUCAUGAUGCUGUGCUGGAAGGAGCGCCCAGAGGACCGGCCCACCUUUGACUACCUGCGUAGCGUGCUGGAGGACUUCUUCACGGCCACCGAGGGCCAAUACCAGCCCCAGCCUUGACAGGCCUCGCUGGCCUGUGCCCUGCCCCCAUCUCACAACCCUGGCUUGGAGAGGGGGUGUUUUGGUGUCACAGCCAAAUGACCUGGGCACGAUGGACUCUUCACGUGAACCUCACCAAUGUGCAACACGUGUCAUGCACACACGUCCUGUAGUUGUGUGGGCUCUGUACACGUCUGACACAUGUGGAGCCUAUGCAUGUAUGUUUUGGAUACCAUCUAAAGUAUGUCUUUCUGGAUGCUCUCAUUUCCUGAGAGCAUGGAGAGGGGAGAGAAACCUGUGAUUGACAUCUGCUUCUGCUCCCCACUUUUCUUCUCUCAGAUUAUGCUGAAGCUCACUGUGGGCUGGGGCGUUAUCCUAAUACCUCUGUGUGCUCCUCCACGGUGCCUGGCAUGCGUCAGGAGCUCAAUAAAUGUCUUUGGAUGUAGGGUGCACAUUUCUCCACCCCAA
This is a messenger RNA of Chinchilla lanigera (long-tailed chinchilla), 2116 nucleotides long. It is a transcript of the gene Lck, whose product is annotated as LCK proto-oncogene, Src family tyrosine kinase. The transcript is spliced from 13 exons. Lineage: Eukaryota; Metazoa; Chordata; Mammalia; Rodentia; Chinchillidae. Gene Ontology annotation, biological process: innate immune response; T cell differentiation; protein phosphorylation. Gene Ontology annotation, molecular function: ATP binding; signaling receptor binding; non-membrane spanning protein tyrosine kinase activity. Gene Ontology annotation, cellular component: extrinsic component of cytoplasmic side of plasma membrane. The record is from RefSeq and is a predicted model, not a curated record. The coding region runs from base 140 to 1669 and encodes 509 amino acids.